Myotis lucifugus (little brown bat) is the source of this 2541-nucleotide messenger RNA. RefSeq names its product glutamate ionotropic receptor kainate type subunit 4 (gene GRIK4). The record is from RefSeq and is a predicted model, not a curated record. Gene Ontology annotation, cellular component: presynaptic membrane; postsynaptic membrane; plasma membrane. The transcript is spliced from 19 exons. Gene Ontology annotation, molecular function: transmitter-gated monoatomic ion channel activity involved in regulation of postsynaptic membrane potential; kainate selective glutamate receptor activity. NCBI's taxonomy places the organism in Eukaryota, Metazoa, Chordata, Mammalia, Chiroptera, Vespertilionidae. Gene Ontology annotation, biological process: synaptic transmission, glutamatergic; modulation of chemical synaptic transmission; monoatomic ion transport. Bases 1 to 2541 code for a protein of 846 amino acids.
AUGCCCCGAGUCUCCGCACCUCUGGUGCUGCUUCCUGUGUGGCUUGUGAUGGUGGCCUGCAGUCCCCACGCCCUGAGGAUUGCUGCUAUCUUGGAUGACCCCAUGGAGUGCAGCAGAGGGGAGCGGCUCUCCAUCACUCUGGCCAAGAACCGCAUCAACCGUGCUCCCGAGAGGCUGGGCAAAGCCAAGGUCGAAGUGGACAUCUUUGAGCUCCUCAGAGACAGCGAAUAUGAGACUGCAGAAACCAGACAGCUCAAGGAUUAUGAGGAUUAUGCCUCCAAGAGCCACUUGUCGAGCUGCUCAGCAGUGGGCCGUUUCUUCCAGAAUCAGUCCCAAGGUGUCCCUCAUUUCAAAGUGGCCCCAGAGGAAUUUAUCAAGUUCCAGCUCCAGAGAUUCACCACCUUGAACCUGCACCCCAGCAACACCGACAUCAGCGUGGCUGUGGCUGGGGUCCUGAACUUCUUCAACUGCACCACGGCCUGCCUCGUCUGUGCCAAAGCAGAAUGUACGUCCCUCCUCCCCAUCCUCCUGAAGGUGGGCGCCCUCCUCCCCAUCCUCCUGAAGGCAGCUGAGCUAGGGAUGGUGUCAGCCUAUUACACGUACAUCUUCACUAAUCUGGAGUUCUCGCUCCAGAGCGUGGACAGCCUCGUGGAUGACCGUGUCAACAUCCUGGGAUUUUCCAUUUUUAACCAAUCCCACACUUUCUUCCGAGAGUUUGCACAGAGCCUCAACCAGUCCUGGCAGGAGAACUGUGACCACGCACCCUUCCGCGGGCCCGCGCUCUCCUCGGCCCUGCUGUUCGAUGCCCUCUACGCUGUGGUGACCGCGGUGCGGGAGCUGAACCGGAGCCAGGAGAUCGGUGUGAAGGCCCUGUCCUGCGGCUCAGCCCAGAUCUGGCAGCACGGCACCAGCCUCAUGAACUACCUGCGCAUGAUUGGCCAGUGGCACGUGGCAGACGGUCUCAGCAUGGACAGCGGCCUCUACGCCUCCAACACAUCCAACAGUCUCUUCAACACCACCCUGGUCGUCACCACCAUUCUGGAAAACCCAUAUUUAAUGCUGAAGGGGAAUCACCAGGAGAUGGAAGGCAAUGACCGCUACGAGGGCUUCUGUGUGGACAUGCUCAAAGAGCUAGCAGAGAUCCUCCGGUUCAACUACAGGAUCCGCCUGGUUGGGGAUGGCGUGUAUGGCGUUCCCGAGGCCAAUGGCACCUGGACAGGAAUGGUCGGGGAGCUGAUCACGAGGAAAGCAGACCUGGCUGUGGCUGGCCUCACCAUUACCGCUGAGCGUGAGAAGGUGAUUGAUUUCUCCAAGCCGUUCAUGACUCUGGGGAUUAGCAUUCUUUACCGCGUUCACAUGGGACGCAAGCCCGGCUACUUCUCCUUCCUGGACCCGUUUUCUCCAGGUGUCUGGCUCUUCAUGCUUCUCGCCUACCUGGCCGUCAGCUGCAUCCUCUUCCUGGUGGCUCGGUUGACCCCUUACGAGUGGUACAGCCCGCAUGCCUGUGCGAGGGGCCGGUGCAGCCUGCUGGUGAACCAGUACUCCCUGGGCAACAGCCUCUGGUUUCCGGUCGGGGGCUUCAUGCAGCAGGGCUCCACCAUCGCACCGCGAGCCUUGUCCACACGCUGUGUCAGCGGUGUCUGGUGGGCAUUCACGCUGAUCAUCAUCUCGUCCUACACGGCCAACCUGGCCGCCUUCCUGACGGUGCAGCGCAUGGACGUGCCCAUUGAGUCGGUGGACGACCUGGCCGACCAGACCACCAUCGAGUACGGCACCAUCCAUGGCGGCUCCAGCAUGACCUUCUUCCAAAACUCCCGCUACCAGACCUACCAGCGCAUGUGGAAUUACAUGUACUCCAAGCAGCCGAGCGUGUUCGUGAAGAGCACGGAGGAGGGGGUUGCCAGGGUGCUGAACUCCAACUACGCCUUCCUCCUGGAGUCCACCAUGAACGAGUACCACCGGCAGCGGAACUGCAACCUCACGCAGGUCGGAGGCCUGCUGGACACCAAGGGCUACGGCAUCGGCAUGCCUGUCGGCUCAGCCUUCCGGGACGAGUUCGACCUGGCCAUCCUCCAGCUGCAGGAAAACAACCGCCUGGAGAUUCUGAAGCGCAAGUGGUGGGAAGGGGGUAAGUGCCCCAAGGAGGAAGACCACAGAGCCAGAGGACUGGGAAUGGAGAAUAUUGGUGGAAUCUUUGUGGUUCUUAUUUGUGGCUUAAUCGUGGCCAUUUUUAUGGCUAUGUUGGAGUUUUUAUGGACUCUCCGACACUCAGAAGCUACCGAGGUAAACCUCCAAAGGGGUCUGACCUAUAGUGUGUCCGUCUGCCGGGAGAUGCAAAGGGCAAUUGUUCGGGGGGCGGCGGGGGAGCCCGAGCAGCAUGCGCAGCAGCUAGCCCGGGUGGCGGCGCUGGUGGCCCCCGGCUGCGCGCACGUGCGAGUCUGCCACGAGUGCCGCCGCUUCCAGGGCCCGCGCCGGCCCGCGCGCAGCGAGGAGAGCCUGGCCUGGGACCGGGCGCCCGGCGGCGGCGGCGAGCCCGAGUAG